Messenger RNA from Nezara viridula (southern green stink bug), 145 nucleotides. Lineage: Eukaryota; Metazoa; Arthropoda; Insecta; Hemiptera; Pentatomidae. The record is from the annotation of a GenBank genome assembly.
UUACUUAUUUCGGUUUGCGCAGAACAGAAGGAAAUGUGGUCUCAUGACGAGCAGGCCAUCAAACAUCUGCUGUGUCACGAUCCUUCUCUCUAAGUGAUCGUGUCUGUGAAAUAGUAGUGCUUCUAAAAAAACAAGUUAAGGUCAU